Molecule: messenger RNA, 3228 nt
Organism: Psilocybe cubensis
Lineage: Eukaryota; Fungi; Basidiomycota; Agaricomycetes; Agaricales; Agrocybaceae
Exons: 22
Coding region: 1-3228 (1075 amino acids)
Biological process (GO): intracellular potassium ion homeostasis; proton transmembrane transport; potassium ion import across plasma membrane
Cellular component (GO): membrane
Molecular function (GO): ATP binding; P-type sodium:potassium-exchanging transporter activity; ATP hydrolysis activity
Source: RefSeq, a predicted model, not a curated record
AUGGAUUCUAGGCGAGCCGACGUAGAGGCGCAAAGACGUGGCCCGACUGAUAUUCGAGAUGAGAGCUUUGAUGAGAAGGUUGGUCAUAACGGUCGCACAUCGGUUCGAAUGCCUACGGAGUACCGUACGUUGAGCAUCAACGUCGAGAACCCAACUUUGGGGAAAGGCAAAGGCAAAGAUGUAGACAAACGCAAAGCAGCUGUUAAAGAACUUUCCUCUUUGGACUGGCAUAGGAUUUCAAGUGAAGAGGCGCUCUCCCGUCUCUCCGUUUCACCGAAAACUGGCUUGGACAAGGCACAGGCGCAUCGUCGUUUACAGACUCAUGGAAAGAAUGUUAUAUCACCUCCCAAGUCCAAUUUGGUACGAAAACUGCUUGAAUGGAUACUUGGAGGCUUCGGUAGCUUGCUUCUGGCAGCAAGUAUUGUCUGCUUUAUAGCAUGGAAGCCUCUCGGGGAACCCAACCCAAAUGCGUCCAACCUGGCUCUUGCCGUAGUCCUCCUCUUGGUCCUAUUCAUUCAAGCUAUUUUCAACGCAUGGCAAGACUUUUCGACGUCUCGUGUAAUGUCUUCCAUCAAGGGAAUGCUCCCGUCGGAUGUUGUUGUUCUACGUGACUCGGUCUCCACACAAGUCCCUGCAAAGGAACUCGUCCCAGGAGAUCUCAUUACAAUUAGCAUGGGCGAGAAAAUCCCGGCAGACCUUAGGCUCAUUGAAGUCAGUGUAGAUUUACAAUUCGAUCGUAGCGUUCUUACCGGGGAAAGCGAACCAAUUUCUGGCAGGGUUACAAUGACAGACGAUAACUUUUUGGAGACCAAGAAUAUUGCUCUGCAGGGUACCCACUGUGUGAAUGGGUCGGGAGUUGGGGUGGUGAUUCAGACAGGCGACAAUACUGUUUUCGGUGUUAUCGCAAAGUUGUCAUCCAAUGAGCAAACAAGGCUGACGACCUUGCAGCGCGAGCUACUUCGCUUUGUCGCAAUUAUUGCUAGUCUUGCCACAGCAGUCGCGGUUCUUAUGGUCAUUCUGUGGGCGGCUUGGCUUCGUAGAGAUCAUCCGGAUUACAUUAACGUCCCUACUCUUUUGAUUGAUGUUGUAUCAGUUAUGGUCGCAUUCAUUCCAGAAGGCUUACCUGUCGCAGUAACACUUUCCCUUGCAAAAGUCGCCAAUACGCUGAGCAAGAAGAAGAUUCUAUGCAAAUCGUUAUCGAUUGUAGAAACCCUCGGUUCUGUAAACGUCCUUUGUUCGGAUAAAACAGGAACGUUGACCCAGAAUACGAUGCACGUUGAAAAUUUGGCAGUAUUCGAUACGACGUAUGAGUCGAAUGCCUAUAGGCAGGUUGUUAAUCAGUCUCAACCACCAGUUGAGAGCAAUUUAUCGCAGAUAGCCGCAGUUGGGGCCAUCUGCAACUCGGCGACGUUUGACAAGGACACUUCUGAUGAUGACGAGAAAAAGGUCCAAGGCAAGAAUAUCCUCGGAAAUGCUACAGAUGUCGCCAUCCUACGUUUUUCGGACAAGAUUGCUUCCGUGGAAGUUACGCGCCAGCGUUGGGUUAACGUUUUCAGAAAGAAUUUCAAUUCGAAGACCAAAUACAUGCUACAGCUAUCCAAGCUGGCUAUGUCGACACCUCUAAAUGGCCCUCUAGUGUCGCCGUUAGCUGCAUGGGAUUCAUUUACUCGAGAAUGCUUCUUGUUGACUGUCAAAGGCGCUCCAGAAGUUCUUCUCCCAUAUUGCUCUCAUGUCCUAGACCCUCGCGGAGGACCUCCAAUCGCUCUCACCGUUCGUGAAAAAGAUCGCAUCUCUGCAGUGCAGGAGAAAUGGUCGCGACGGGGUCAAAGAGUUAUCCUUCUUGCUCGCAGGAUUGUGCGGGAUGAUUGGCUGGAGAAAGUGGCUAUUUCUAAUCCUCAGUCUGAGCAGUUUGAGACAGCGGUAGAGGAGUAUAUGACUGAUCUCAUUAUUGUUGGACUUGUUGGUUUGAUAGACCCCCUGAAACCGGAUAUCAAGCAUACUGUCAAGGUCUGCCGUGAUGCUGGCAUUCGCUUCUUUAUCGUCACUGGUGAUCACCCCACGACCGCGCUUUCUAUCGCUGAGCAGGCGGGAAUUAUAUCCAACCCGACAAGAGUUCAUCGUGUUGCUGAUCUAGACCCAGCUCCGGAGAAAUCCAUCGCCCUGUACGACUCUGAAAAUGAAGUGCAAGAUCUGAAGAGCAUCAUCAUAACCGGAUCGGAGCUCAUGGCCCUUAACAGUGAGCAGAUUCAUCAGCUAUGUCAAUAUGAGGAGAUCGUGUUCGCGCGUACGACUCCCGAGCAAAAGUUACGCAUCGUCAACGAUUUCAAAAAUCGUGGAAACGUUGUCGCGGUCACCGGGGAUGGCGUGAACGAUGCGCCUUCGCUGAAGUCGGCGGAUUGUGGUGUGGCUAUGGGGAAUGGAUCGGAUGUGGCCAAGGAGGCUGCGGACCUUGUUUUAUUGGGAGAUUUCUCUUCGAUCAUUGAUGCUAUCAAAUAUGGUCGACUGGUGUAUGAUAAUUUGAAGAAGACGGCGUUAUAUCUUUUGCCGGCUGGAAGCUUCUCGGAGUUGAUGCCCAUUGUCCUCAACAUCGUCAUCGGUGUACCGCAAAUGCUCAGCAAUAUCCAAAUGAUUAUUAUCUGUGUGGCUACGGAUGUGCUCCCAGCGCUCAGCUUGUGUAUGGAACCUCCUGAGGAUGGGCUUUUGCUCAGACGUCCAAGAAAUAUCAAGAAAGAUCGCUUAGUGGACUGGCGUCUUCUCCUCCAUGCUUACGGAUUCCUUGGUGUGAUCGAAUCUCUGUGCGCGCUUUCCAUGUCAUUCUGGUACCUACAGAUACACGGAGUUCCAUUCUCUUCUCUCGCAUUGAGCUUUGCGACGCCGGAGAACCUCUCGAAUGAGCUUCUCUUCAGAGCUCAAAGUGUAUACUUCUUUACAUUAGUUCUUAUGCAAUGGGGUAACCUGCUUGCAACCCGUGGUCGAAAGCUUAGCAUAAUCCAACAUACACCACAAUCUAACCUUUACAUCUUCCCAGCCGCAGUUGCGGCUCUCGGAAUCGCGUUUUUCUUCUGCUAUGUCCCGUGGUUCCAAAAGGUUUUCCAGAUGAGACCCGUACCCGCCAAGCACAUUUUCAUUCCUAUGACCUUUGGCCUGACGCUGUUAAUUUUUGACGAAAUAAGGAAGUACUUCGUGAGAAGAUACCCAAAGGGGUUGCUCGCUAAGAUCGCUUGGUAG